Molecule: messenger RNA, 476 nt
Organism: Chanos chanos (milkfish)
Lineage: Eukaryota; Metazoa; Chordata; Actinopteri; Gonorynchiformes; Chanidae
Gene: mrpl33
Product: mitochondrial ribosomal protein L33
Exons: 4
Coding region: 45-242 (65 amino acids)
Biological process (GO): translation
Cellular component (GO): ribosome; mitochondrion
Molecular function (GO): structural constituent of ribosome
Source: RefSeq, a predicted model, not a curated record
CUCAAUGUGACUUUUCUAAGCAAUCUCAUCUGAAUCCACCGAGAAUGUUCUUAACUGCUGUUAAUCUCGCGAAAAACAAAUCGAAGACAGUCCUUGUUCAAAUGGUGAGUGCUGCUGGGACAGGCUACUGCUUCAACACAAAGAGAGGGCGUCUGCGUGAAAAAAUGGUUCUGCGCAAACACGACCCAUUUGUGAACAAGCAUGUACUCUUUUUUGAGAAGAAGAAGAUUCGUUCUCUUUGAAAAUGGAUCAGGAUUUGGAACUGAUGUGGACACCAAGGUCAAAGUCAGACAUUUGAUCUACAGAAAAAGGGUGAGAGCCUCAUUGCCAUAGUCUGACUAUCACCCACAGUGGAUAAAUUUGGAGACGCUGCAUGCUGACUCUGCCAACAAAUGGAAACAAAAGAACAAAGGACCAUAAUGCAAACCAACUACCGAAGGACCCAGAUGCAUUGAGACUUCUGAGAUUUGGGGGGG